This is a messenger RNA of Jaculus jaculus (lesser Egyptian jerboa), 3532 nucleotides long. It is a transcript of the gene Nudcd3, whose product is annotated as NudC domain containing 3. Gene Ontology annotation, cellular component: cytoplasm. NCBI's taxonomy places the organism in Eukaryota, Metazoa, Chordata, Mammalia, Rodentia, Dipodidae. The transcript has 6 exons. The record is from RefSeq and is a predicted model, not a curated record. Gene Ontology annotation, biological process: protein folding. The coding region runs from base 170 to 1261 and encodes 363 amino acids.
CGCCGGGCGGCGGGCAAGCAAGCCCGGACCGCGGAGCGGAACCACAGCGAACCGGAAGUUGCGCGCCUUUGCCGUCCGGAGGAGUCGUUAGGCACGCACGCCGGAAGUGGCCAAUCGGCCGGUCUGAGGUGGUGCCCACAAGUGUGGACCUCCCCGGGGCAGCCAAACCAUGGAGCCUGGUGCUGCUGAGCUGUACGACCAGGCCUUGCUGGGCAUCCUGCAGCACGUGGGCAACGUCCAGGACUUUCUGCGCGUGCUCUUCGGCUUCCUGUACCGCAAGACCGACUUCUACCGCCUGCUGCGCCACCCUUCGGACCGCAUGGGCUUCCCGCCGGGGGCCGCGCAGGCCCUGGUGCUGCAGGUCUUUAAAACAUUUGAUCACAUGGCUCGUCAGGAUGAUGAAAAAAGGAGGAAGGAACUUGAAGAGAAAAUCAAAAGAAAAGAAGAAGAGGCCAAGGCUGUAGUAGCUGCCAGAGAGGAGAAGGAGGCAGUCCCAGUCUCCGUUCAGGAAGUCGAGAUUGACACAGCCACAGAGUUAGGUGGGCCUCGGGAAGUAGAGAAGGUGGAGUCUGCAGGCCCACUGGUUCCUGAGCCGGAGGUGGCUCGUAGUUCAGAGGAGGGGGAGGCUCCAGGAAGAGUUGCCAGUGCUGCUGAAGGCCCACAGGAACCACCACCGCUCCCAAGGAUCCAGGAACAGUUCCAGAAAAACCCUGACAGUUACAAUGGAGCUGUCCGUGAGAACUAUACCUGGUCACAGGACUACACAGACCUGGAAGUCAGGGUUCCCGUGCCCAAGCACGUGCUGAAAGGGAAGCAGGUCUCUGUGGCCCUUAGCAGUGGUUCCAUCCGUGUGGCCAUGCUGGAAGAAAGUGGAGAGCGAGUCCUCAUGGAAGGGAAGCUCACCCACAAGAUCAACACUGAGAGCUCCCUCUGGAGCCUUGAGCCGGGCAAGUGUGUUUUGGUGAACCUGAGCAAGGUGGGCGAGUACUGGUGGAAUGCCAUCCUGGAGGGAGAGGAGCCCAUUGACAUCGACAAGAUCAACAAGGAACGUUCCAUGGCCACUGUGGACGAGGAAGAGCAGGCAGUCCUGGACAGGCUUACCUUUGACUACCACCAGAAGCUGCAGGGCAAGCCCCAGAGCCAUGAGCUGAAAGUCCAUGAGAUGCUGAAGAAGGGGUGGGAUGCUGAAGGCUCUCCCUUCCGAGGCCAACGAUUCGACCCGUCCAUGUUCAACAUCUCCCCGGGGGCUGUGCAGUUUUAAUGACCAGAAGGAAAGGAGACCCUCAUCAUCGGGGAGCUGGAGACCUUGUCCCCCUUGCUCCCUGCAUGCCAGGGAUUUGCUCCUCCCGUUCACCCCUAACCAUUCUCUUUUUCAUGGGUGAACUAGGCCUUCCAUACUGACCUUGCACCUCCACACUGUUCCAGAGAAGGUGCAGGACCAGCUGCUGCCAGGUGUUUGAUGUGCAGGAGGGACACAUCCCAGCAAACUGGGAGCACAUGCUUUGUCUCCACAGCAACCAGCCCCUGCAGGCAGCAUUUUCUUCCUCCCCUUCUCUCUGCUUGCUGUUAUUUUGAUGCUAUUCUGCUUGCUUGUCCUCUGGUUGGGGUAGGGAGUUCCUGGGCUCCCUGGAAAAGCCCAGUUGAAAUAUGUGGGGUUGGGCGCCUGCAUGAGGGCAGGUGGGCCUGGCUGUGCAGCUGCUGCGGAAGCCCCUCACCCAUUGACCUCUGUGUGUAUUCGUGUGCAGUCUCACUCAUCUCCUUGCAAGUGCAUUUGGCCUGAAGAAGCCUCCUUAAGCAGAGCAGCAGAAACUGGAGUCCUUCCUGUUGGCCUGUUCCAGGUAUUAGAAGGUCUUGAGUUCUGGCCUCAGGCACAAGUGAGGCAAGGCCCCUGUCUGCCCUCCGACUGUGACUGUCUUUCUUUGGUUCUUGUUAUGUGAGCCUGGCCACCACUGCAUGGCACACACUGAUGGCUCCCCAUGAGACCUCCUCUUUGUGUAUGCUCGUCAAAACCUAGGUACCCACAGGAAGAGCAGCAUGUCUAACAGUUUAUUGGCAGAUCGUGUUGGCCACAGACCCUGAGCAACCUUGCCUUUGGGGUGUACUUCGAUGAAGAAGAAUUUCGCCGCAGGCUUCAAGGCAACUACCACUAAGCUCAAAAGCAUGAAGACUGCCCUGUGCCGAGCAUCAGACUGCUCCCUGCAGUUCAGAGCCCGUCCCGCAUGUUCUCUGGAAACUGGGCUCCAUUGCAGCACUCCUUCGCUCAUACAUUGAGGGGCCAGGACCUAGGUGACCACUUAGCCUUUUACAGGGGCCUUCUAUGUGCCCAUUGCUAAGAGUGGGGUACCACUGCCACUCAGUGUGUCCUUGUCUGUCAGUCAUUGUGUGGAUAAGGCUCAACACAGGUUUCUGCACUCUUAUGUCCAUAUAAACAGCAAGAAUCAGGACCUAUCAAAUGUCAAAGCUAAGUCACCUGUUCUUGCAGAAACAGUCCUGUACCACACAAUGUCUGCAAAUGUUUGAGAGGAACAGUCUUGGGAGAACAAGUUGAUGGGACAUCCUUCCUCAUGCUUCCAGUCUCUAGAUGGGAGCUGGUUCACUGUACUCAUCUGGGGGUGGAUUUCUGGCAGCUCUUGUAAGACGUACCUACUGGGAGUUAUUUGGAGCACCUAAAUACACCACUGUAGUUGGCAGAGAAGAAGAGCAGGCCCCAAAUUUCUCCUCCCCUCCACUUCAGAUUGUGAGACCCUGUGGUUAGAUAUUGGCCCCCAGGCUGAUGAGGCCUCUGAAGAAGUUUUAGCCUCAGAGAGCAGAAUUCUGUUACCUUCAAGUAGUUCUGAGAAAGUCUUUAUUGUUUGCUCCUGAAGUUGCUGUCAAGAUCCUAGGAUUUGCAUAUCGCUUUCCCAAGUGAACUGUCCAUCUAACGAAGGGCAUGUGUGUGUGUCCUGCCUUCUCUUUUGGCCCCUACUUGGCCCCCUCUUAACACUCAUUCUAUGGGCAGUCUUCCAGAAGUGAAGUGGAAGAACGCUGGACCUUUUCCAUUUGGAACAGUUCUGUACGUUCAUGGUGACCUGUCUGUCUUAGGCAUGGUUUUGUUUUCUGUGUUGUAUUUCUCCCCAGUCCCUGACCUGCUUCAGCAAACAAACCAGUGUCUAGGAAGAGCAGCCAAAGUGGGGAGUUUGGCCAUGUGGCAGGUGCAGGCACUCCAUGGCUGCUUCCUGUGUGAUGUUGCACUGCAUGGUAUAGUUGUGGAUCCUGUACCCACGUGUCUCCAUCCCAGUGUGGCUCAAUCCCAGAGGGCCAGAUACGGUGUUCUCUGCCCUGGGCUUGCCUAGCCCCUGGAGCUGGCACAUUGCCUGUUUUCUCUUUUUAGACACAGCAACCACAGUUUGGCCACUAAGUCCCACCAGCUGAGUCUGAGGAAAGCAGGGUGGCUCGUCCCCCUUGUCCAGGGACCCAGGAGAGUGGGGUGUCCAGUCUGCAAAGCUACUCUGGCUCCUCGGUGUUGGUUUGCAAUAAAUCUGUAUUUAAGCAA